AUGGGGGCCCAGGGUGGCGCCCACGGGUGUCCUUCCCCUUCCAGGAUUUUUGUCAACCGCAGCCUGGAGCUGGGGAAGAUUUGUUGCCUUGGCUUCAACAUGGACUGCACUCUGGCAGCCUACAAGUCCCCGGCCUAUGAGACGCUGGCCUUCGAGUUGCUGCUGGAGCGCCUGGUGUGCGUCGGGUACCCACACGAGAUCCUGCGCUGCACCUACGACCCUGCCUUCCCCACCAGGGGGCUGGUGUUUGACGCGCCCUGUGGAAACCUGCUGAAGGUGGACGCCCGCGGGAAUGGGCUGCUGGGCACCCAUGGCUUCUCCUUCCUCCCGGAGGCCGAGAUCUGGAGUUUCUACCCCAGUAAGUUCAUUCAGAGGGAUGAGUUGCAGCGGUCCCACACCCUCAUCACGCUCUUCAACCUGCCUGAAACCUGUCUCUACGUCUGCCUGGUGGGCUUCUUCUCUGGCUGCUCCCGCUACAUCCACUGUGACACCGGUGAUCAGCAUGGGAACCUCUUCAUCUUCCAGGAUGUGACGGAUGCCGUGGAUAACGUCCACCAUUCGCUCUGCUCCCUCCCGCGGGGCUGUCUCAAGGAGAGGCCCCCAGAAGACUUGGAGAAGUACAUGGAGAAGGAUGCGGGAAUCCCCAUCCUGCGGGGCAAGAGGAAGGAGGUAGGGAAGGUCCUGGCUACCGGCAGCUACAACUACACCGACGCCAUCCGGAGCUACCUGUUUGGCGCUGGUGAGGCUGAGCACUUGUGUCUGCACCUGCCCACCCCCUGCAGGCCCUGGAGGUCCUACUUCGACCUGAUCGUGGUGGACACGCAGAAGCCCUGCUUCUUUGCGGAGGGAACGGUGCUGAGACAGCUCAGGACGGACAUGGGUAAGCUCCGCGUGGGCACCAGCACGGGGACCCAUCAGCACUGUGCCGUCUACUCUGGAGGGUCGUCAGACGCAGUGUGCAAGCUGCUCGGGGUGCGGGGGAAGGACAUCCUGGACGUCGGGGACCACAUCUUUGGGGACAUCCUCAAGUCCAAGGAGCGGCAGGGCUGGCGGACUUGCCUGGUGGUUCCUGAGCUGUCCCGGGAGCUGGACAUCUGGGCCUGAGAGGAGGAGCGAAUGGAGGAGCUGAAGAGGCUGGACGUGCAACUGGUGGACCUGUACCAGCACAUGGAUGGCAGCAGUUCCGGGCUGCCACUCAUCAGCUCCACCAAGAGGGAGAUUCGGAUGCCCCAUGAGUCAGCAGCAGAGCCAGAAUGGGCCAGUCUGGGUCCUGCCGCCCACCUCCUCUCCUGCAGCCAGAGGAAGGCUGAGGGCAAAGAGAGAGGCAAGGACCAGGAGGGCUGCACGGAGGCAGACUGAACCCAGGACACAGGCCGGCAUCACGGUCGUCUUCCACUUGAAAUAUUUUUCAGAUAAC
This is a messenger RNA of Globicephala melas (long-finned pilot whale), 1417 nucleotides long. RefSeq names its product 5'-nucleotidase domain containing 4 (gene NT5DC4). Gene Ontology annotation, molecular function: 5'-nucleotidase activity. The record is from RefSeq and is a predicted model, not a curated record. NCBI's taxonomy places the organism in Eukaryota, Metazoa, Chordata, Mammalia, Artiodactyla, Delphinidae.